Molecule: messenger RNA, 2131 nt
Organism: Perognathus longimembris pacificus (Pacific pocket mouse)
Lineage: Eukaryota; Metazoa; Chordata; Mammalia; Rodentia; Heteromyidae
Product: glycine receptor subunit alpha-4
Exons: 9
Coding region: 1-1374 (457 amino acids)
Biological process (GO): nervous system process; chemical synaptic transmission; chloride transmembrane transport
Cellular component (GO): neuron projection; synapse; plasma membrane
Molecular function (GO): glycine binding; transmembrane signaling receptor activity; chloride channel activity
Source: RefSeq, a predicted model, not a curated record
AUGACAUCUCUUGCUCCUGCAGUUCUCUCCUUCCUUCUCCUCUGGACCCUGCCAGGGCAGGUCCUCCUCAGGGUAGCGUUGGCAAAAGAGGAUGUCAAGUCUGGAACCAAAGGGUCCCAGCCGAUGUCACCAUCUGAUUUCCUGGACAAGCUUAUGGGGCGAACAUCUGGAUAUGAUGCCAGGAUCCGGCCCAAUUUUAAAGGCCCUCCUGUGAAUGUGACCUGCAACAUCUUCAUCAACAGUUUUGGCUCUGUCACCGAGACCACUAUGGACUACCGGGUCAAUGUUUUCUUACGGCAGCAGUGGAAUGACCCACGUCUGGCCUACCGAGAAUAUCCUGAUGACUCACUGGACCUUGACCCCUCCAUGCUGGACUCUAUCUGGAAACCAGACCUGUUCUUUGCAAAUGAGAAGGGGGCAAACUUCCACGAGGUGACUACAGACAACAAGUUACUGCGCAUCUUCAAGAAUGGCAAUGUGCUCUACAGCAUCAGAUUGACCCUCAUUUUGUCAUGCCCGAUGGACCUCAAGAAUUUCCCCAUGGAUAUCCAGACCUGCACGAUGCAGCUGGAAAGCUUUGGCUACACCAUGAAUGACCUCAUGUUUGAGUGGCUAGAAGAUGCUCCUGCUGUCCAAGUAGCUGAGGGGCUGACUCUGCCCCAGUUCAUCUUGCGAGAUGAGAAGGAUCUAGGCUAUUGUACCAAGCACUACAACACAGGGAAAUUCACCUGCAUUGAGGUCAAAUUUCAUCUGGAACGACAGAUGGGCUACUAUCUGAUUCAGAUGUACAUCCCCAGUCUGCUUAUCGUCAUCCUGUCCUGGGUCUCCUUCUGGAUCAAUAUGGAUGCUGCUCCUGCCCGUGUAGGUCUUGGCAUCACAACUGUGCUCACCAUGACAACCCAGAGCUCUGGCUCCCGGGCCUCUUUGCCUAAGGUAUCCUACGUGAAGGCGAUUGACAUCUGGAUGGCUGUCUGCCUGCUCUUUGUCUUCGCUGCCUUACUGGAGUAUGCUGCUGUCAAUUUUGUUUCUCGUCAGCAUAAGGAAUUCAUGAGACUCCGAAGAAGGCAGAGGCGCCAACACAUGGAGGAAGACAUAAUCAGAGAAAGCCGCUUCUACUUCCGUGGCUAUGGCCUGGGACACUGCCUGCAGGCAAGGGAUGGAGGUCCAAUGGAAGGUUCUAGCAUGUAUAGCCCCCAACCUCCUGCUCCUGUUAUAAAGGAGGGAGAAACCAUGCGGAAACUCUAUGUGGACCGAGCCAAGAGAAUCGACACCAUCUCCCGGGCUGUUUUCCCUUUUACUUUUCUUAUCUUCAAUGUCUUCUAUUGGGUUGUCUAUAAAGUACUACGGUCAGAAGAUAUCCACAAGGCACUAUGAAUAUAGUGGGCUCUAGAGUCUAGCUGCUGGCUUCCUGCUUUCUCCUGACUGGGCUUUUUCUCCUCUGUUAGAUGCCGUCAGGAACUUGAAUAGUUCUUUCUUGACCUCCCACUCAGAACUUCAAUUACCAAUCCCAGAGCUACGUGGGCCUACACUGCAUAGUGCCAUUGGCAGCUGUACUUACAAAAAUGUCUCAUCUACCUUAAUUCAGAUUUUAACCCUGUGUUCACAUUUCUCAUGAGAUUAAGGUGUGGCAAUAGCCCUGGGGCCAGAAUUACUUUGUGCCCUAGCUGUUUCCCCUUCCCCCCCUCUUAUCUUGGCCACUGCUACUAUAUUUCCAUUUGUGCCAUCUUAAUUCCUUACCUUGCCACUUCAGAUCUUGGCCUUUAUCCAGCCCUCUGUCUCUCCUACUACACACUAAAUAAGGAGUCUGUCUCAUACACAAAUGAUGCAUGUGUGACCCAGUCAGGUGUCCUUACAGUGAGAGGAAAACAAGGGCAUCAAUUUCCCACCUGGAACAGUCAUAGGUUGCACUAAGCUAGGGCCUUGUUAUAUAUAAGGAGUUCAACUCUCCUGAGAAACCCAACACUGUCAGAAUUGGGGCAAGAUAUCUGGAUGAUUAGAAAUAUUUAUUCUAGUCCCUAACUAGCAUAGUGACAUGCUUUGUUAGGACGCCAGAUAGUGUAAAAAGAGAAAAAUGAAGCUGGGCACCAGUGGCUCAUGCCUAUAAUCCUAGCUACUCAGGAGGCUGAGAUCU